CUUCCAGUACUCCGCUAGUAACCACGCCAUAAGGAGCAACGACAAAAAUGCAUCAACGAGGGAUAGCAAUAGAGCACAAAAUAGGACAACCGCGACAGUAGGAGCAGCUGCAGCACCAACCAGCCCGACGAGAAUCCGCGCGAUACAUUUCGUCAAAUCCUUGAAGGCUUUAAACCUCGCGUUGAGUCUGAAUAACCCACCGUUAACCAACGAACAGAUACAGAGGAUAGCCGAUCACUUUGAGGAUAGU
Messenger RNA from Amoebophrya sp. A120, 250 nucleotides. The record is from the annotation of a GenBank genome assembly. Lineage: Eukaryota; Dinophyceae; Syndiniales; Amoebophryaceae.